GCCCUCCACAACCACUUCUUCCCUUUCUCCCACCUCCCACCUCCACCACCCCUAUGUCACCGCCUUCCUCCGCGCGCUCUUGCUCCCGCUGCUUCCAACGACCCCCGCGCUAAUUGUGCCAAGGUUGUUCAGAUUUGUUAAUGGAGGUAACCGUCGGCUAACCCAUCCUCCGCCGUCCGCCCCUCUCUGUCUCUGGGCUUCUCUGCAUCUCCUGGUUCCUACCAGUGCGUGGGAAAUUGUUUGGGGUGUGGAUUUGGUUGGGGGGAGGAGGAGGCUGGUUGAGAUUUGUGGUGUGCUCCCGUGGGGGAAUUGAUGGUGGGUCGUAUGGCGUGUCCCCAUGAUUGGUUGCUGUGGGACGCCUUCUUGGAAUGCGGAGGGAUCCGGAGGCCGCCGAUUAGAUAGCGGCCGGGAAGGAGGGGGAGGAGGAGGAGAACGAGGAGGCGGAGGCCGCCAUUAGCACCCACCACCCCGAGGCUCGAGUCACCGGCCGGCCAUGGGGGAGGACCUCGUGACCACCCUGUCCAUGGAGAACGGCGGCGGAGGCGGCCAUCACGGCCCCUGCACCCUCCUCUCCAUGGACCCCUCCGGCCACCUCGACGACCGCGCCGUCGGCGUCAUGGUGCAGCCCCGCAUCGGAGCGGGCGCGCGCGCCCGCGUCGUGUCCCUCUCCGGCGCGGCCCCGCCCGACAUCAACCAGCCGUGGCAGACGGAGCCCUGCGACAUGCUGGAUGUCGGCCUCGGGCCGCAGGUCUACGACGGCGAGGUCGUGCUGAGCAGCGCACCGAAGGCUGGGAGCCGGAAGACCGCCAAGCGCGGGGACAGCAUCUGGGGCGCGUGGUUCUUCUUCACCUUCUACUUCAAGCCCCUGCUGUCGGACAAGGGCAAGGGCAAGGUCGUCCGGGACAGCAAGGGGUUGUCGGGGUUCGACAAAUCGGACCUGCGCCUCGACAUGUUCCUGGUGCAACACGACAUGGAGAACAUGUACAUGUGGGUGUUCAAGGAGAGGCCGGAUAAUGCCCUUGGUAAGAUGCAGCUGAGGAGCUACAUGAACGGGCACUCACGCCCUGGUGAACCUCAUUUCCCUUUUAGUGUUGACAGGGGAUUUGUCCGAUCACACCGGAUGCAGCGAAAGCACUACCGGGGGCUCUCGAAUCCGCAGUGUAUUCAUGGAAUUGAGGUGGUUAAUUCACCGAAUCUUGGAGGCAUCACUGACUUGGACCGGAGGAGGUGGGUGGAGCUUACAGGGAGGGAGCUCAAUUUCUCUAUCCCACAAGAGGCCAGUGACUUUGGGACAUGGAGAACUAUGCCAAACUCGGAGCUUGAGCUGGAGAGGCCACACCCUACCAUGAAGAGCAAUGUUCAGCCACCCCAAAAGAAGUUGCUAAAUGGAUCUAGCUUGAAUUUGUCAUCACCAUCCAAUCAUUCAGGAGAAGACGGCAUGGAUCUCUCCCCAGUUAGCAGCAAGCGCAGGAAGGAGGCGUUUCCACAUGCCAUGGAUGAGGACUGCUUCUUGCCACUGAACUCUUGCAAUGGAAGGACACAACAAGAUAUUGAGAUGCAUUCAGUGUUGCAACCGUCGUGGCUGAAUGAGUUCACUGGGGUGAUGAGGAAGGCUUCCGGGCCAGCAACAGCUGCCAAGUCUAUUUACGAGGAUGACCAGGGCUACUUAAUUAUGGUCAGCUUGCCAUUCGUUGAUCAGCAGAGGGUGAAGGUUUCCUGGAAGAAUAGUCUUACCCAUGGUAUAGUUAAGAUCCUUUGUGUUAGUACAGCAAGGAUGCCAUACUUAAGAAGACAUGAUAGAGUCUUCAAGCUCGCCGACGCUACGCCAGAGCACUGCCCUCCUGGGGAGUUCAUCCGUGAAAUACCUCUAGCUACCCGUAUCCCUGAAGAUGCUAAGCUGGAGGCAUACUUUGAUGAGGCUGCUGCAGUUCUUGAGAUUAUGGUCCCCAAACGAGGAAGCGAACCAGAAGAACAUGAAGUUAGGGUCUCAAUGCGCCCUCCUCACCUUGGAACUAACGAUCUCCUGCUGACAUAGGUAAUGGAAGGCCUCCCCGUAUCUUCUUUGUGAUCUCCAGAUCAGAGAUGCUCGAAGGAGCUAAAAGUUAUACUACUAGCGUCUUGUUCUGAGGGUGUUGCUAGGCCUCUUCAGCAGCAAGCCUCUCCUGAAGACUAGUUUAUUCUAGCUGCUGUGUUGCGGGUGUCUUUUUAGCCCUCAUGUUCUCAUUAUAGCAUAUGGUGGGAUUGCUUGUUCUAGAAUCUGUACCAAGUUCAGUUAACAUAAUAAACUUUCCAUUUCUUAA
This is a messenger RNA of Brachypodium distachyon (stiff brome), 2300 nucleotides long. RefSeq lists its product as uncharacterized. NCBI's taxonomy places the organism in Eukaryota, Viridiplantae, Streptophyta, Magnoliopsida, Poales, Poaceae. Bases 494 to 2035 code for a protein of 513 amino acids. The transcript has a single exon. The record is from RefSeq and is a predicted model, not a curated record.